AUGCCAGAUCUUGCAGAGGUGAGAAGUGGUGAAGCUGCCGAAGCCAGGCGCCGCUUGACCUUCUCGCGUAACACUCCUCAAAAGCCCCCUAGAAGGAAGCCUGACGGCGAACUCGAAAGAAGCGGUAGUAUCAAAAGAGCAAAGGAAUCCGUUGAUGGAUGGAACGAACAACACAGCACACUUGAGGCCGACGAUGAUGCGAUUGCGCAAGACCCAGAAGACGGUGCUGCUUCCCUAUCCGCCAUGAGCCUCGCUUCCGAAGCCGACUACCUUGACAUAACCACAGGAACCGACCUCUCCUCAAGUUUGCUCCCUCAGCUCUCUCCGUCGCUCUACAAUACAUACAAUGCUUCACCACGGGUCAAUUGGCUAUAUCUGUACAAACAACGGCGCCGUCUAGAAGACAACUGGAAUAAAGGACGCUACACGACGUUUCAGCUGCCACAUCCAGAUCAUCCCGAGGAAGCCCACGACGAGUGUGUCUACACGAUACAGCACUCGCGUGACUGGCUAGUCAGUGGUAGUCGCGACAAGACUAUUGCCAUCUGGGACCUGGAGACUCAGAGACGUGUGAGGACGUUGUCUGGUGCUCACAUCGCUUCUGUACUAUGCUUGCAAUUUGACGAGCGUCCGGAUCAAGACAUCGUAGUAUCAGGCGGAAGUGACUCUUUUGUCGUCAUUUGGCGCUUCUCGACAGGUCGCAUCAUUCGCAAGAUGGAUGAAGCACAUACCGAAUCCGUACUCAAUUUACGUUUCGACGACGACCUGCUGAUAACAUGCUCCAAGGAUAAGACCAUCAAGAUCUGGAAUCGUAGAGAACUCUUUUUGGACAGCGAUAUCGUUCCAGCAGUCGCAAAACGUCAGCUUGAAGUUGGCCAUCCUAUGAAUCCCAUCAAGGAGUACUCGCUACUACUUACACUUCUAGGCCACGGUGCAGCAGUUAAUGCAAUUCAAAUGCAUCAAGGUCAGAUCGUUUCUGCAUCAGGAGAUCGAACCAUCAAAGCAUGGGAUAUCAACACUGGUACAUGCACAAGAACUUUCACCGGGCAUACCAAAGGUAUUGCCUGCGUGCAAUACGAUGGUCGCCGUAUCGUGAGCGGCAGCAGCGAUAACACCGUGCGUAUUUUCGACGCAGCCACGUCUGCCGAGGUUGCGUGCCUUCCUGGCCACAGUAACUUGGUGCGUACUGUGCAGGCUCGCUUUGGUGACAUGAGCGUCUCGUCUGAGCAGCUCGAGGCCGAUGCACGUGCUGUUGAUGAGAGAUUCCACGACGCUCGUAUGAACGGCCUCAACCCUGACCAGAACAGAGCCCGCGGUCAGCGCAACGCUGGCUCGAGCAACCCUAGUGAAGUAUGUGCGGUCGGUGCGAAGAUCCCACCAGGAGGUGGUGGCAACGCCUGGAGCCGUAUUGUGUCAGGCUCUUAUGAUGAGACAGUCAUCAUUUGGAAGAAGGAUUCUGAUGGUAAGUGGGUUCCAAGCAGGAGGCUGCGGCAAGACGAGAUCCUUCAAACUAGACGAAGACCUCGCAAUCAACCCGCAGCGGGCCUUCAGCAGGUAACGCAACAGCCACCCCAAAACAGCGCAGAUGAACAGGAUACAGCUGCACAUCCAGGCAUACCUGCUGCCUCUGUCACAGCCCCGGCGAUAUGGUCUCCAUCUGCCACGUCUACUCCAACUCCCCAGGUCCAACACCAGGCCCCUCAGCAGAUGCAACAACACAUACAACAGCAGAUCCAUCAACAUGUUCACCAACAAGCACAGAAUCACGCCGGCCCUGCUGGUCCACCCGCUAAUCAUCACCACCAUCAUGGCCACCACGCAGGUGCUGGACACCACGGCCGUCAUCGUAUCAGAGAAGACAGCAACCGUGUCUUCAAGCUCCAGUUCGACAGCCGGCGCAUCGUGUGUUGUUCGCAGAACAGAGUCAUUGUAGGAUGGGACUUUGCUGCUGGUGACUCGGAUCUUGAACAGGCGAGCCGCUUCUUUGGAGAAACUGAUUAG
Molecule: messenger RNA, 2001 nt
Organism: Aureobasidium uvarum
Lineage: Eukaryota; Fungi; Ascomycota; Dothideomycetes; Dothideales; Saccotheciaceae
Source: the annotation of a GenBank genome assembly